CAAACUGUGAGAUUAUGACCUGAGCCAAAGUCGGAUGCUUAACUAACUGAGCCAUCCAGACACCUCAAAACCUACUCACCACUUUAAACAUUCUGGAAAAUUAUGUUCCUAGGACUGAAAACUGGGACUUUGAACAUACCUUUCCUUAUGUUAGACCCAGUCACUUUUGCUUUCAUCUAGUUUCUGGUAGCAUCUGGCCAGAUGUAGGAACAUCUCUUUGGAUUGGUGAGGAUGAGAGGAGGCAAUAUGGUGACACAGAGGACAAAGGAAGGCUCGGAAGGCUGCAGGGAGAGGAGGGAGACUGAGUAGGGGACUUGACCCUUGGUGACUUGGCCAAGAAGUAAUGCCAGCAGGGGAUGCAUUAACACUUUCACCUCUUUCAAGCUUCUCGCCCUCCUGACCUUAUAAUUAUGGCUCUCAAUGUCCUGUUGAUGUGAGACCCAGGACCAUUGCUCUGCUCAAGGCUUUUCACUCCCUCAUCCACCGGGGUCCUCACCAGGCUUACUACAGAUGGCAGUCUCUUCCUCAGCCCUUCACCCUGUAGUACCCAUGGAAAACAGGAAGGAAACACAUGCUGGUUGAAAUGGUAAGACUUAGUUUUUAUAUUCUCAUGUGUAUUAUGUUUCUGCUUUGCUCGGGUCAGGAUGAAAGUUACCCAUUUAGGUUAUGUCAUUGGAGAGGCAUCUGAACUUUCUGGGCUUUGGUUCCACUUGCUCCCAGCAAGACUUCCAGUCUUAUUUGAUAAAAAGCAAAACAAACACAACCUUUGUCUCCUGUCUAUCCCAGACUGAGAAGUCUUCUAGCCCAAUCUGCAUUUUCUACUUUUAAAUCCAGGGAUGCUUUGGUAUACAUAGCCUCAUAUACUUUGAGGGAGAGGGUGAAAUCUGUAUUUCUUUUUUAUAUAUAACUGAUUUUUAUGUUUUACUGUUUUUGAGAGACACAGAGAGGGGAGGGGCAGAGACAGGGAGACAGAAGAUCUGAAGCUGGCUCUGCCCUGUCAGUGCAUUUCUUAAAUAGUGGUUCCCACGGACCAGUUCAAAAAAAUUGGAAAACUGACAUGUAUUUGUCGACCUUUAAUGUUCCCAAGUAAGGAUAUUGAAUAGAGAAGGACAGAAAACUCGGCAACCAGUCACUUACUGCUACGAUUUCUUAAAGAGAAAAGACAUUUUUGUAUUCAAUUAGGAAAGGCAUAACCUUGGAAUAAAGAACAGUUCUUUACAUAUAGUAAAUGUAUGAGAAAACUCACUAUUAUUCUUCUUUCUCCAUUUCCCCAAGGAUGAGUGAAAACUUGAUGUUACCAAUCAACAGAGCAAUGUUUUGGCAACCUCUGAUCUAAACCACCUUUUAGUCCCUUCAUACUAAGUCACUGCUUCUCUGUGCAAGAAAUAAGCCUUAGCAAAACUAUCAGUAGAGCAAACAGAGACAAACUCAUAAGGAAAACCUCUGGUUAAGAAGGUAUUUAAAAAAAAAAAAUCCCGGUGGUGCUCCAUACAUGGCUGUUCUCUGGGCUUUUAACUUUUUACUGGCAUAUUACUAGGACAGUUGAUGACUGCCCACUAUGAAUGCAGAGCCCCAGGCUUCCUCUUUUGUUUUGUUUUGUUUUGUUUUGUUUUUGGAUGACUGGUCAGUUAUAAUUUUCCAAAAAGGGUAUUACUAGAAAAUUGGAAAAAAGUGAAAUUAAAAAGAAAAUCCCGAAGCACAAAAAUAAAUGUUUUUAGAGCACUCGUUUCUUACCCCACGUUGUCAACUGCCGAUUGUCGUGACUGCCCUGCUUUCCAGGUUCUUGGGAUCCUGAUUUCUUUCCUCAGCGUGGUCACCUUUGGUCUGCUUGAGACAUUCAUCAGUUGGUAGUUUGAGUGGGUUGCACCUCUAGGUGAAGCCUAAUUAUAAGUGUAGAGUGUAGCCUUGUCUCACCAGUGGCGCUGGCUCCCACCAGGCUUCUGGGAGUUUUCUGCUACAGGUCAGUUCCCCUCUGGUGGCUACAGGGACUGUCCCCUGCUUCCUGUUUCAGAGGCCUGGGUAGAGGCCCGUUCAGUUCCCGUUUCAGGCUUGCAGGAUAAAAUUGGUUCAGGGCUUCUUUGUGAAGCAGUGGGGGAUUGACACACUCAAAGCCCAAUGAAUGUGCAAAUUUCCACCAACAGGUAUCAGUUGUUUCUGCUUUCCAAGUUGUUGCCCCAAGUAGUCCCUUCAGACCCCACUCCACUCUGCGUGGGCCGAGAUGGAAGUUGAGAGUGUGGUAAAUGGAGGGGCGGGGGAGCAGUGUUGCAGGAACCCACAGCUCUGUGGAUGGCGGGAAGAAAUCCGGAACCCACAGCCUUGGGAAGGUGCUUCUUGAAAACAGCCUUGUCGUCCUGUAAUUUGGAUAUAGAUAUCGCUGUGGUGGAGAUGAGUGACGCCUUCCGACAGCCAUCAUUGUUUUACCACCUUGGGGUCAGAGAAAGUUUCAGCAUGGCCAACAACAUCAUCCUCUACUGUGAUAAUAAUUCAGACUCUCUGCAGUCCCUGAAGGAAAUCAUUUGCCAGAAGAAUACUAUGUGCACUGGGAACUACACAUUCGUUCCUUACAUGAUCACUCCACAUAAUAAAGUCUACUGCUGCGAUAGCAGCUUCAUGAAGGGGUUGACAGAGCUUAUGCAACCGAACUUCGAGCUGCUUCUUGGACCCAUUUGCUUACCUCUUGUGGACCGUUUCAUUCAACUUCUGAAGGUAGCACAAGCAAGUUCCAGCCAGUAUUUCCGGGAAUCUAUACUCAAUGAUAUCAGGAAAGCUCGUAAUUUAUACACUGGUAAAGAAUUGGCAGCUGAAUUGGCAAGAAUUCGGCAGCGAGUAGAUAAUAUUGAAGUCUUGACAGCAGAUAUUGUCAUAAACCUGUUACUUUCCUACAGAGAUAUCCAGGACUAUGAUUCUAUUGUGAAGCUGGUAGAGACGUUAGAAAAGCUGCCAACCUUUGAUUUGGCUUCCCAUCACCAUGUGAAGUUUCAUUAUGCAUUUGCACUGAAUAGGAGAAAUCUCCCUGGAGACAGAGCAAAAGCUCUUGAUAUUAUGAUUCCCCUGGUGCAAAGUGAAGGGCAAGUUGCUUCAGAUAUGUAUUGCCUAGUGGGCCGAAUCUACAAAGAUAUGUUUUUGGACUCUAAUUUCCUGGACACUGAAAGUAGAGACUAUGGAGCUUCUUGGUUCAAAAAGGCAUUUGAAUCUGAGCCAUCACUACAGUCAGGAAUUAAUUAUGCGGUCCUUCUCCUGGCGGCUGGGCACCAGUUUGAAUCUUCCUUUGAGCUCCGGAAAGUUGGGGUGAAGCUAAGUAGCCUUCUUGGUAAAAAGGGAAAUUUAGAAAAACUCCAGAGCUACUGGGAAGUUGGAUUUUUUCUCGGUGCCAGUGUCCUGGCCAAUGACCACAUGAGAGUCAUCCAAGCAUCUGAAAAGCUUUUUAAACUGAAGACGCCAGCAUGGUACCUCAAGUCUAUUGUAGAGACAAUUUUGAUAUAUAAGCAUUUUGUGAAACUGACUACAGAGCAGCCUGUGGCCAAACAGGAGCUGGUGGACUUCUGGAUGGAUUUCCUGGUGGAGGCCACAAAGACAGAUGUUACCGUAGUUAGGUUUCCGGUGUUAAUAUUAGAACCAACUAAAAUCUAUCAGCCUUCAUAUUUGUCUAUCAACAAUGAAGUUGAGGAAAAGACAAUAUCUAUUUGGCAUGUGCUUCCUGAUGACAAGAAAGGUAUACAUGAGUGGAAUUUUAGUGCUUCUUCUGUCAGGGGAGUGAGUAUUUCUAAAUUUGAAGAACGAUGCUGUUUUCUUUAUGUGCUUCAUAAUUCUGACGAUUUCCAAAUCUAUUUCUGUACAGAACUUCAUUGUAAAAAGUUUUUUGAAAUGGUGAACACCAUUACCGAAGAGAAGGGGAGAAGCACAGAGGAAGGUGAUUGUGAAGGUGACUCCUUGGAGUAUGACUACGAAUAUGAUGAGAACGGAGACAGAGUUGUUUUAGGAAAGGGCACUUACGGGAUUGUCUACGCAGGCCGAGACCUGAGCAACCAAGUCAGAAUUGCUAUAAAGGAAAUCCCAGAAAGAGAUAGCAGAUACUCCCAGCCCCUACAUGAAGAAAUAGCAUUGCAUAAGCAUCUGAAGCAUAAAAAUAUUGUCCAGUAUCUGGGCUCUUUCAGUGAGAACGGUUUCAUCAAAAUCUUCAUGGAGCAGGUCCCAGGAGGAAGUCUUUCAGCUCUCCUUCGUUCCAAAUGGGGCCCAUUGAAGGACAAUGAGCAAACAAUUGGCUUCUAUACAAAGCAAAUACUUGAAGGAUUAAAAUACCUCCAUGACAAUCAGAUAGUCCAUCGGGAUAUAAAGGGUGACAAUGUGUUGAUUAAUACCUACAGUGGCGUUCUCAAGAUCUCAGACUUCGGGACAUCAAAGAGGCUUGCUGGCAUUAACCCAUGUACUGAAACUUUUACUGGUACCCUUCAGUAUAUGGCACCAGAAAUCAUAGACAAAGGACCAAGAGGCUACGGGAAAGCAGCAGACAUUUGGUCUUUGGGCUGCACGAUCAUCGAAAUGGCCACAGGGAAGCCACCUUUUUAUGAACUGGGAGAACCACAAGCAGCUAUGUUCAAGGUGGGAAUGUUUAAAGUCCACCCGGAGAUCCCAGAGUCCAUGUCCGCAGAGGCCAAGGCGUUCAUAUUGAAAUGUUUUGAACCGGACCCCGACAAGAGAGCCUGUGCUAACGACUUGCUUAUUGACGAGUUCUUAAAAGUUUCAAGCAAAAAGAAGAAGACGCAACCUAAGCUUUCAGCCCUCUCAGCUGGAUCAAAUGCAGAGUAUCUUAGAAGCAUAUCCUUGCCCGUGCCCGUCUUGGUGGAGGACACCAGCAGCAGCAGCGAAUACGGCUCGGUUUCUCCGGACACGGAGUUGAAGGUGGAUCCCUUCUCUUUCAAGACGAGAGCCAAAUCCUGUGGAGAGCGAGACGUAAAAGGAAUACGGACACUCUUUCUGGGCAUUCCAGACGAAAAUUUCGAAGACCACAGUGCUCCACCCUCCCCUGAAGAGAAAGAUUCUGGAUUCUUUAUGCUGAGGAAGGACAGUGAGAGACGGGCCACUCUUCACAGGAUCCUGACCGAAGACCAAGACAAAGUUGUGAGGAACUUAAUGGAAUCUUUGGCUCAGGGGGCUGAAGAACCUAAACUAAAAUGGGAACACAUCACAACCCUCAUUGCAAGCCUCAGAGAAUUUGUGAGAUCCACGGACCGAAAAAUCAUAGCCACCACACUGUCUAAGCUGAAGCUAGAACUUGACUUUGACAGCCAUGGCAUCAGUCAAGUUCAGGUGGUACUCUUCGGUUUUCAAGAUGCCGUCAAUAAAGUUCUUCGGAAUCAUAACAUCAAGCCACACUGGAUGUUUGCCUUAGACAGUAUCAUCCGAAAGGCGGUGCAGACGGCCAUCACCAUUCUGGUGCCAGAACUGAGGCCACAUUUCAGCCUCGCAUCUGAGAGUGAUACCGCGGAUCAAGAAGACUUGGAUGCGGAAGAUGAGCGUGAGGAACAGCCUUCAAACCAAACCGUCCAAAGACCUCAUGCUGUCAUUGAAGAUGCCGUGGCUACCUCAGGGGUGAGCACGCUCAGUUCUACUGUAUCCCAUGACUCCCAAAAUGCUCACCGAUCACUCAAUGUGCAGCUUGGAAGGAUGAAAAUAGAAACUAAUAGAUUACUGGAAGAAUUGGUUCAGAAAGAGAAAGAAUUACAAGCACUCCUUCAUCAAGCUAUUGAAGAAAAAGACCACGAAAUUAAACACCUGAAGCUUAAGUCCCAACCAAUAGAUAUUCCUGGAGUGCCUGUGUGUCACCGGGAUUCUCUGGGCACAAAUGCUGAAGAGUCUGAACUUGCUGAAUGGCUGAGAGAAAAGGGAGCUGAUGAAGACACUAUAAGUCGGUUUCUGGCUGAGGAUUAUUCACUAGAGGAUGUUCUCUACUAUGUUACACGUGAUGAUUUAAAAUGCCUGAGACUAAGGGGAGGAAUACUCUGCACGCUGUGGAAGGCCAUCACUGACUUUCGAGACAAACAGACUUGACCGUCGCUCAGUUUGUUUCCAACCUUCCGUGGAGACUCCAGCAAUACGGAACGGAUCUUCUUGGGGGAGGGAGAGGAGAAAGAAGCUGCACUUUAAAUCCAGUAUUUGUUUACUCGUGUUAAAAAAGAAAAAAAAGACAAAAUACACUGAACUGCUUCUAUUUCUAGAAUUCAUAAGGACUCUUUGUAAGGACUCUCCAAAAAUAAUCCUACACAUUAGGAUGCUGAGGACUAUUUUAGUCUAAACAUUUUUAUGGAGAUAUUUUUAACUCGGCACCUGUUGCACCUCAGCCCAAUGUUUAUUUCACACGAAACAGAACAUUUCAUGGGAUUGUGCAUCACUGGAACAAAACCAAAAUGUGACCAUGACUUUGUAGGCUUAUGUGUGUUUGUAAGAUACUCUGAGUAGAAAUGCAUAAUUUCAGUUAUUGUAUAAAGUUUAUGUGUUUUUUUUUAAGUGUGCAGAAUCUGCAAGCAAUGGUUUUUACUUACCUAUAUCUGUAUUAAUUGUAAUAUCGACUAUAUUUUGUAAUUUAAGUUUCUGGCCCCUAGUACCUUCGAGUCGUUUAUGUACUACUGAACUGUACCAGUUGCACAUGCCUGAACCAUAGUAAUGUUAGCUUGUUCUAAAGCUAUCCAUUGUGUCAUAUUUACUCUAGUAAAUAAAAAGACUCUUCACAUACUGUUUGAUAAA
Molecule: messenger RNA, 6741 nt
Organism: Felis catus (domestic cat)
Lineage: Eukaryota; Metazoa; Chordata; Mammalia; Carnivora; Felidae
Gene: MAP3K5
Product: mitogen-activated protein kinase kinase kinase 5
Exons: 30
Coding region: 2287-6048 (1253 amino acids)
Biological process (GO): cellular response to stress; protein phosphorylation; intrinsic apoptotic signaling pathway in response to oxidative stress
Molecular function (GO): ATP binding; MAP kinase kinase kinase activity
Source: RefSeq, a predicted model, not a curated record